AUGAGUGAAGUGUUUGGCGCUCUGCAGGAGUUUGCGUCCAAUUUCCAGCUAUACGACGCAACCUUCGAGCGGAAGGCUAUGGAUACCAACGUUGCGUUUGCAACGCCUUCAGAUCCGCGGUUACCUAUGAGGCGGCGCUUUGAUGCACGACAGGAACUGGUUAUUGUCGAAGUUGGUGACACGAGCGAGAAGUUUACGGUUCAUCAUCCUGUGCUGUGCAAGUCGUCGCGGUUUCUCGAGGCAAAACUCAAGCCUCAAUGGUCGCCACACAAUGCCAACGACUGCAAGGCAUGCCUUAUCCUCUUGCCAGAGCAGGACCCGGAAGCCUUUAACCUCUACGUGAACUGGCUAUACAUGGCUGGCUUGCCACUCGCCGACCCUUCGAACGAUGACGAUGAAGCCCAUUACGAAGACUGGCUACAGCUGGCUGCCGCAUACGUUCUGGGCGAGGCGCUUAUAGACCCCCUGUUCCAGCAUGAUGUUCUGGAUGCCAUGAGAGCCAAGCUGCUCUCACGUAAGGGCGAGACCAUUCACAUUGUUGUUGCCGAUAUGGUUUGGCUUAUAUGCGAUGGCACGCUUGAAGAUUCGCCCGCGAGAAGGUUUCUGGUUGACGUCUUUCUGUGCGGUUCGCCUAAUAACAGGUUAAGCCCUGUCGUGCUCGCGAACGACUUGCCGACGAACUUCGUCCACGAGGUAAAGUGCGCGCAGGCGAGAACUGGCGAGAGGGCGUUCUUUGAUGUGAUGAAGACAAUGCCGAAACCAGCUUGGACGAAUGCAAGUAUCCCCUUCUUGCUUUGA
This is a messenger RNA of Baudoinia panamericana UAMH 10762, 798 nucleotides long. RefSeq lists its product as uncharacterized. The transcript has a single exon. The record is from RefSeq and is a predicted model, not a curated record. Gene Ontology annotation, molecular function: protein binding. NCBI's taxonomy places the organism in Eukaryota, Fungi, Ascomycota, Dothideomycetes, Mycosphaerellales, Teratosphaeriaceae. The coding region runs from base 1 to 798 and encodes 265 amino acids.